AACCCUCUGAUUUGUCCGCUCGCCGCUAGUGACGACACUUCAACGUGUUUCGCUUGUUUUGAAAUGGGAAGUUUGCAGCGCUUCAGUGCAGCCGAGCGUCCGCUAAAGACAAACAAACUGUUGCCUGACGUCCGCGCAUGAAGACACGGCGGGAAAUUGCCUUUUCCAGUAUUUCCAGCUGGGUUUGACAGUUCUGCGUGGGAGGGAUAUGGAUGUUAUUCCCAUGUGCAGUAUAUUCCAGGAGCUACAGAGUGUCCUUGACACGGGAUACCUGUCCGCACUACCAUCUCUGGAGGAGUACUGGCAACAGACUUGUCUUGAGCUUGAGCGCUAUCUGCAGAACGAGCCCUACGUCUCUGCAGCUGAUCUGAAAUCAGUGUGCGAGUGUGACGAUCUGUGGAACCAGUUUCUGCAGUGCUGUGGGACUGGAGCGAGCUCGUCUCCAACAGACGCUUCCAUCCCCAGGCAGGACGGGAUGUCUACUUCUUCCCAUUCAUCAAUCGGCAGCUGUGAGAAGAUCAUUCCCUCUCCUGAUGUGCUCUCACACCCACUGGGUCACAGCGGAUCCGAGCAGCAGCAUGUCACCACACACAUGCCACCGACGCCGCCCUCCUCACCGUCACUCGCUCCUAUGGAGGUUAAAGAAGAGGCAGAGGAGGCGAGAGGGGAAGAGGUCAAAGGUGAGGCGUCACCCGAAGGACGAAGGAGAGCUCAUCGAUGUUACUUCAACGGUUGCAGGAAGGUGUACACCAAGAGCUCUCACCUGAAAGCACAUCAACGCACGCACACCGGUGAGAAGCCAUACAGGUGUUCAUGGGAUGGCUGCGAGUGGCGCUUUGCUCGAAGUGAUGAACUGACAAGGCACUUCAGAAAACACACCGGAGCGAAACCCUUCAAAUGCAGCCACUGCGACAGGUGUUUCUCUCGUUCUGAUCAUCUGGCCCUUCACAUGAAGCGACACAUCUGAAUGAGAGGAGUGAGGGACAGAUACACUGGUACAGCACAAGAAUGAACAGAAUGUGUGUAAAAAUGCCAAAGACCAGCACAGCUGGUUUUCUAUGUAUUCACUGAGUGUCAGUGUUGCACCUUCUUGCCAAUUAUAUGUUUUCAGCAAAAGGGCAAUAGAUUUUGUUCCCAUGCUGGUGACAUUUGACUUGUUGAUUCAAGUUAUAGCAUAGCUAUGAAUGCAUUGACAAUGCAGAAAGUCUGGUGCUAAAUACAUGUUAACAUAUUUGCAGGCUUUACUAACUGUAGUGUAUUAAUUUCACUCUGCCUUAAAAAUAAAAUCAUGGUCCGCACAGAAAAAAAAUUCUGUUUGACAUAUUUUAUCAUAUUUAAAUCCAUAUAUUACCAUAUUAAAAUCUGUGCCUGCUUUUCCAUUCUGUACUGAAAAUGAUCCACACCACAAAAACUAGUUUGUAUUUUGUAGAAAUUAUAUAUAAAGAAACUGCACCAAAGGUGUUAGAAUAUAUAUAAGAUAAAGUUUUAUUUUUAAGUAACACUUUGCAUUAACACACUGAAAGCUCUCUGCUUUAUUGCGCAGCUGAAAUGUUUUUAUCCAGAGCAGCUAUGUAUGUGUCCAUGUAGGUUAUAAGAAUACAUUUUGAAGAGUAAUAAAAGUGUUUUUUGCUGGCUAUAGUUUGCAAAUGAUCUGCUUUAACCAGCAGUUAUAGGUUCAUUAAUUGUGUUGAUAUUACCGGUAAUAAAACCUUUUAACCACCAAAGCAACAAAAUUGUUAAGAUUUUCGUAUUAGUGCCUUAAAAUCAUCCUCUUGAUCUUUGGACAAUUAAUAGAAGAAUUACUUUGGCCAAUUAAAGUUAAAUUUUAGCCUAGAUCCGUUGGAUGAAACUGGAAAAUCGAUGAAAACUAUAUUUUGUGUCAUAAAGACUGAAAUGUCUGAAUUGUGUUAUUAAAUGAUUGUUACAUAAAGAGAGGAACUGGAUUUGCUA
Messenger RNA from Megalobrama amblycephala (Wuchang bream), 1950 nucleotides. RefSeq names its product Kruppel-like factor 6b (gene klf6b). Lineage: Eukaryota; Metazoa; Chordata; Actinopteri; Cypriniformes; Xenocyprididae. Gene Ontology annotation, biological process: regulation of transcription by RNA polymerase II. Bases 209 to 967 code for a protein of 252 amino acids. The record is from RefSeq and is a predicted model, not a curated record. The transcript has 4 exons. Gene Ontology annotation, molecular function: DNA-binding transcription factor activity, RNA polymerase II-specific; RNA polymerase II cis-regulatory region sequence-specific DNA binding.